Molecule: messenger RNA, 975 nt
Organism: Penicillium antarcticum
Lineage: Eukaryota; Fungi; Ascomycota; Eurotiomycetes; Eurotiales; Aspergillaceae
Product: cytochrome c oxidase assembly protein COX14
Exons: 2
Coding region: 1-975 (324 amino acids)
Source: RefSeq, a predicted model, not a curated record
AUGUCUUGGCGCAUCUCCCGUGCUGAAAAUUUACCUCCAACCUGCAAAUCCCCGGUUUUUGCCAACGCCCAGAAGCCCACCCCCACAAACACAUCAAUUGCAUCUGGCCAAGUCGUCAGAGGCUCUAUUUUGCAAUCCAUUCGACGAUCUACAGGCCUCCCACCGAACCCCGGGAAACGCGCAACGAUGUCCCGAUCCGCCGCCGACGCAACGCGGUUCACGGCCACAGGGCCCUACGCCAACUCCAAGACCGGCGGUUUCCAGACCGCAGAUAUCGGCAAGAACAACAAGUUCAACGCCAAGUCGCAAUCACCACAACAUACCGGCCCCGAUGGGAAACCGGAGACACCCAAGGAGAAGGUGGACCGACUCCGCGCGCAGGCCCGGGCUGCGAAGAGGGCUCAGGCUCUCGGAACUGGUGCGGAUCGGUGGAUUGAAUCUGGUCGAAGGUUUGCCAACAAGGCUCACAAGGGCAUGGUCUACACAUUGAUUGCCGCGUCGGGUGUCUGCGGUGUCCUUACAGUCUAUUCUAUGGUCUCACUUACAAUGUAUAACCGCCGCCAACGCACCCUCUGGAUCGAACGAGAAAUGGAGACUCUCAACCAAGCCCAGCUCGCCGUCGCCAACGGCAGCGCAACCGAGGAGCAGCAGGAACUCGUGAAGAAGGAGAGCAUUGGCGAGAUUGUGAAGCAGAAGCGCGCGGAGGAGAAGGCACAGAAGCCCUGGGCCAAGGCCAAGCGCUUCCUCUUCGAGAAGCUGAACAUGGAGGAUUCCGGCGCUGUCCCAGCUGCCGCAUCGACCGAGCAGCCGCAGAGCAGUGCCACAGAGGCGGUCCAGGCCAAACAGGCCAUCGCUGCUACCGCCGCAAAGACCGGUGCUCCCUUGCCCGGCCAGUUGGACGUAAUGGCCGAGAACGCGGAGGAAGCCGCAAAGGCCAAGACAAAGGGCUGGACUAGCUGGUUGACAGGGCGAUAG